This is a messenger RNA of Stereum hirsutum FP-91666 SS1, 648 nucleotides long. Its product is annotated as NAD-P-binding protein. Bases 1 to 648 code for a protein of 215 amino acids. The transcript has 5 exons. The record is from RefSeq and is a predicted model, not a curated record. Lineage: Eukaryota; Fungi; Basidiomycota; Agaricomycetes; Russulales; Stereaceae. Gene Ontology annotation, molecular function: oxidoreductase activity, acting on the CH-OH group of donors, NAD or NADP as acceptor.
AUGCCGUCCUACGUUGUUGCUGGAGCUUCUCGCGGAAUUGGGCUCGAGUUCGUCGUGCAACUCCUUGCCGGAGGGAACACGGUUAUUGCUCUCGCCCGCAACCCAGGUUCCGCCAAAUCUUUGGUUGCAAUCAAGGACAAGAACUUGCAUAUCCUGAAGGCCGACAUCACCAAUGCGGAGGAGUUGACGGCAGCUUCCGAAGAGACAGCGAAGAUUACGGGAGGAUCAUUGGAUGUGCUCAUCAACAACGCAGCAUACAUGAAUGCUGCCACAGCAUUCCUCGACAUCACUCAAUUCCCUGACACUAAAUCGCUUUUGACUGACUUCAACGCUGCAUUCUCCACCAACGUACUCGGCCCAGUUCUCACUACCAAUGCUUUCCUCCCUCUCCUUAAGAAAGGCUCCCUUAAGAAAGUUUUGACCUUGUCUUCCGGAUUCGGAGACGAAGAGUUCAAUUUGAAGGCAGGUACAUGGCAACAGUCGGCGUAUUGUGCGUCGAAAGCGGCCUUAGAUAUGGUCAAUGUCAAGUUCGCCCUGGCACUGAAGAGCGAAGGAUUCACUUGUCUCGCUAUAAGCCCAGGAGUCGUCAACACCCAAGAGAUGCGUAAGUACUCGCUAUACAUAAAUGUCCUUCGUCACUCAAAUUAA